UUUUAGGGUUUGUGCAGUCCGCGAAAGAUACAAUCAUAUUAAAUUGUGCAAUGCGACUUUAGUUCCAUAGUCCAUUUCUUAACCUGAAGCCACGGUGACCACAGCUCUGACAUCGACAUGGCAGCUUUGACUCUUGUCUCGGGCUCAGUUGGAUUGAUUACUCUCCAAAAUCCUCCUGUCAACGCACUCAGUGCUGCUGUCAGACAGGGCAUUGUAGACACUGUGCAGAAAGCUCUGAGCAACCCUCAAGUGAAGGCUGUGGUCAUCUGUGGGCAGAAUGGAGUCUUUUGUGCAGGAGCAGAUAUCAAGGAGUUUAGCAAGCCUAUGUCAGGGCCUCACGUAGUGCCAAUGAUUGACGCCAUAGAGGUCGCGAACAAACCCGUGGUGGCCGCCAUCGAGGGCAGCGCUCUGGGCGGGGGUCUGGAGCUGGCACUGGGCUGUCAUUACCGAAUCUCACAGUCCAAAGCUCAGUUAGGUCUUCCAGAGGUGCUGCUGGGCCUGUUGCCAGCUGCGGGGGGGACGCAGCGGUUGCCAAGGCUGAUCGGGGUCCCAGCUGCCCUAGACCUCAUCACCACAGGUCGUUAUGUGACUGCAGCGGAGGCCUUAAAGCUCGGGAUGGUGGACCAGGUCACUGACAAAAACACCGUGGAAGCUGCUAUCAAGUUUGCUCUGAGUGUUGUGGGACAGUCACUGGAAUCCCGCCGGAUAAGUACCCUGCCGUGCCCCUGCCCUGCUGAUAUGGAUGCCCUUUUUGAAAGGGUGAUGCAGAGGGUCAAACAGAGCGCCCGUGGGGCCAUGGCUCCAGUGGCAUGUGUCCAGGCUGUGCAGGCAGCAGCCACACUACCCUACGCUCAGGGCAUCCAGAGGGAGAGAGAGCUCAUGGACACCCUGUUCACGUCAGGACAGGCCCGCGCUCUGCAGUACUGCUUCUUCUCCCAGAGAGUGGUGAGCAGGUGGAGCAUGCCCAAUGGAGCUCGCUGGGACAACAGCAAGCCUAAACAUGUGUCAAAGGUCGCCGUCAUAGGUCUGGGCACUAUGGGCAGAGGUAUCACUGUGGCCCUGGCUUUGGCCGGACUGUCUGUGGUUGCCGUGGAGACACAGCAGCAGCAGAUGAUGGCAGGGCAGAGCGCGGUGUCGGGCAUGUUGGCCAGGGCAGCUCAGAAGAGAGGAGUGCCCUCAGUGAAGCAUCAGGUCCACUACAGUGUGGAGCUGGAGGCGGUGGCAGACGUGGAGCUGGUGAUAGAGGCUGUGUUUGAAGACCUGGGCCUGAAAAAGCAGAUCUUUAAGCGGCUCUCCUCUGUGUGUAAAACAGACACACUUCUCUGCAGUAACACCUCGGCUCUGGACAUAGAUGAGUUGGCCUCUCAGACCCACAGGCCUGAGCUGGUGGUGGGCAUGCACUUCUUUGCCCCAGCCCACCUCAUGAAGCUGCUGGAGGUGGUGUACGGACCGCGCUCUGCUCCUCAGGCUGUGGCCACUGUUAUGAAGUUGGGCAAGAGGAUUGGCAAAGUCAGUGUGGCAGUGGGCAACUGCAGAGGCUUUGUGAGCAAUCGAAUGCUGAAGCUUUAUGCUGAGCAGGCCGUGUUUCUUGUGGAGGAAGGGGCCAGUCCUGAGAUGGUGGAUCAUACCCUGGAGAAGUUUGGUUUCCCCAUGGGGCUGUUCAGGAUGUCCGACCUGUCAGGGCUGGACGUGGGCUGGAAGGUGCGUAAGGCCGAGGGUCUGGUGGAGCCCGGACAGAUGAGCAGGGUGCGUCAAGGGCGCAGGUACUGCCCUCUGGGGGACCUGCUGUGUGAGCAGGGUCGCUUUGGGCAGAAGACGGGCCGGGGCUGGUACCUAUAUGAACCAGCUGGCAGCAGAGAGGCCCGGCCUGACCCCUGGCUGCAGAGUUUCCUAGAGGAGUACAGGGCUCGUCAGGGACUGGUUCCCCGCCGCAUCGACUCCCAGGAGGUGCUGGAGCGUUGCCUGUACAGUCUCAUCAAUGAGGGCUUCAACAUCCUCCAGGAGGGCAUUGCAGCAGGACCAGAGGACAUAGACAUGAUCUAUGUGUUUGGCUUCAGUUUCCCCCGGCACCGUGGGGGGCCCAUGUUCUAUGCCAGUCAGGUGGGACUGUCCCGAGUCCUACAGAGACUGGAGCACUACCAGCAGCAGCACCCAGAUGUACCCUAUCUCCAGCCCAGCAGUCUGCUGAGGAGGCUGGUGUCCAGCGGCAGCCCACCCAUUCAGAAAUGGAAAGAGGUGAUGAGGACCCCACACAGCGCACUGUAACACAGAGUGCCUUUGGCUGAAUCUGAUAUGUGGGCAGUCAUCAAACCUUAACAGGCAUCAUAAGAGGGCUACUGUUUAUCACUUUAAUAACCAAGCUUUAUAAUGAUUCUAUUACUUCAUUCUGUGAAUCAACACAUAAUAAUGCAGUUUUCAUUAUGCUAUGAAUGUGAAAUUAAUGAAAUUGCCUAAGUGCCUUGAUAUUUUGAUCUCCUUUGUUUUAUUAAAAUGUUAAUACAUAAAUGAAUGUGUAUGAAUAGAAUUAAUAUUUUUUUGUAAAAAAAAAAAAAAAAAAAACUUCAAAU
Molecule: messenger RNA, 2567 nt
Organism: Boleophthalmus pectinirostris (great blue-spotted mudskipper)
Lineage: Eukaryota; Metazoa; Chordata; Actinopteri; Gobiiformes; Gobiidae
Gene: ehhadh
Product: enoyl-CoA, hydratase/3-hydroxyacyl CoA dehydrogenase
Exons: 7
Coding region: 118-2265 (715 amino acids)
Biological process (GO): fatty acid beta-oxidation
Cellular component (GO): peroxisome
Molecular function (GO): NAD+ binding; (3S)-3-hydroxyacyl-CoA dehydrogenase (NAD+) activity
Source: RefSeq, a predicted model, not a curated record